AUGUCGACGCUGAUCGAAUUCGGGCAGAGCGUCGUCAAGGCGGCCAGCCUCGAGAAGAAGUUCGACAUCGAUUCCGUCGACAGAUUAAAAUACCGCUACACAAAUUGGAUGAUCAUCGGCGCGUCGGUGUUCAUCUUCGGCAAGAAUUACGUGGGCGAGUCGGUGAAUUGCUGGGCGAAUAAUGAGAUAUUGGGCGCCUGGGAAGAAUAUAUCGAAACCUAUUGCCUAAUCGAAAACACGUAUUUUGUGCCGAUGAAUGACAGCAAUUUACCCGUGCAGGGGCAAAGACAAACGCACGAAAUGGUGUACUAUCAAUGGGUACCAUUUAUAUUACUUGGAAUGAGCCUUUUUCUCUAUCUACCCAGAUAUCUAUGGACAUCAAUGCAAAAACGGCUAGGGCUCGAUCUCCCCAGCAUUACCGAUAAUCUACGGAAAUCAGCCUCGAAACUUGGCGAUGAGGGAGUGGAAAAAUUUCGCCUACAACUCCCCGAAAUGGCUGAUAAAUAUGGAGAUCGAUUCGGGAAACGACUCGCCUCGGCUUUGUUGAUCACAAAGGUUCUGUCGAUUGUGGUGAUCGUCAGCGAGUUGGUGUUGUUGAAUACGGUGCUCGGUUCGGAGUACCAUUUCUGGGGUUUCGGUGUGUUGAUGGAUCUGUUAAAUGGAAGGGAAUGGCAUACGAGUGGACAUUUUCCAAGGGUGACGUUUUGCGACGUCGAGGUGCGCCAAAUGGGGGGUAUCAUCCAGAAUUGGACAUUCCAAUGUGUUUUGCAUGUGAACAUGUUCAACGAGAAGAUUUUCAUCUUCUUGUGGUGGUGGAUGAUGUUCCUCUUGGUCGUCUCUCUGUCAAACCUCCUCUCCUGGAUUGUGCGCGUCACCAACGGGGACGGCAAUAUCGGCUUUGUCAAGGAGAUUUUGAGUUAUAACGACGUGUCGGACAGCGACAAUGACAAGAAUAUGGUCACCGAAUUUGUGCACGACGUGCUGAAGAGUGACGGCUGUUUGGUGCUUCGGCUUAUCGCCGAGAACGCUACCACUUUUAAGGCAGCCGAGUAUGUGAAGCCGUUCUGGGAUAAAUACCGACGAACGCACAGCCCAAGCAUCUCCGAUGACAUGCCAAAGCCGAAACUCGUCGAAAGCGAACUA
This is a messenger RNA of Mesorhabditis spiculigera, 1143 nucleotides long. The record is from the annotation of a GenBank genome assembly. NCBI's taxonomy places the organism in Eukaryota, Metazoa, Nematoda, Chromadorea, Rhabditida, Rhabditidae.